Molecule: messenger RNA, 1629 nt
Organism: Cyanistes caeruleus (blue tit)
Lineage: Eukaryota; Metazoa; Chordata; Aves; Passeriformes; Paridae
Source: RefSeq, a predicted model, not a curated record
AUGUUAACAACGCUAGCAGCUGCUUUCCGGGUUCUGACGGCUUCUCUUCCUCUGCCCUGUGACUCCUUUGCUGCCACCUUUGCUCCAGAGCUUGGCAGGAUAAUUAUUCUUCCCUUUUAUUUGAAUGCAGAUGAUGGGAAGCUGUCAUUUGAGGAGUUCAAGAACUAUUUCUCUGAUGGCAUCCUGAGCUCGGAGGAGCUGUGGGAGUUGUUCAGUGGCAUUGACAGGCGUCACUCAGACAACGUGGACACGGAGAAGUUGUGUGAUUAUUUCUCGGCGUACCUGGGGGAAUACAGGAAUGUGCUCUCUGCCCUGGAAACCCUCAACGCUGCAGUGCUGGCAGCCAUGGACAAAACCAAGCUGAGGUACGAGACCUCCUCAAAGAUGGAGCAGUUCCUGACCCGGUUCCUGCUGCGGGAAACCAUGCACCAGCUGCAGUCCCUGCAGGCAUCCCUCGAGUGCGCCGUGGACACCGUGGAGGAGCAGGCGGGACGGGAGAGAAAGGAGAUCAAGAAAUCUGAGACUUCUGUUGGCCUGAGGUCAGGGAGGCGAUGUGGGCGCAGGGGACAGAAGAAUGUCUGCCUGUCCCCAACAGACCCCUACUCUGGGAUGCUGACAACAGGUGUUCGUGUCGAGGACAACAGCCAGUGGAUGGCUCAGAUCAACAGGCUCCAGCAGCUCAUCGAGAAGCUGGAGUGCAAGAGCCCACGCCUGGAGCCGCUGAAGGAGGAAUCCCUGUGCAAAGGCCAGGAUGCUCACAUCCUGGUGGCCAAGAGGCAGAUCUCGGUGGCCACGAGCAGCAUCGAGGAGUUCCGGCAGGCGUUCCGCUCCUACACCGAGGGCACGGCCGGGCACAGCAGCUGCCUGCAUGUCUCUGCCUGCAAGCUGACGGACGAGGCCUGCUUCAUCCUGUACGAGUUCUGGCAGGACGUGACCUCGUGGAGAAGCCACUUGCAGUCCAGCUGCAGCAAGACUUUCCAGCAGUCCAUCCUCAGCUUGCUGGAGUCCCCAGAGCUGCUGACCACCAUGCUCUUCCCAGCUUCCUGGUGGAUCAUGAACAACAACUGACCCGGGGCAGCCGUCUCCAGGACACCAUCAGCAUGCGGGAGGACAUGGAGCCCCGGGCACAGCCGUCACCUUUGUCACCUCCCUGUCCCUCCAUUCCCUCCUGUGGCCAGCGGGGGCUGCCUGCCCUCGGCCCUGCCGGUGUUUCACUCCUUUGCUCUUUUCAUGUCAAUUUAUUUAUUUAUCCUGCUCCUAAGACAGUGUCUGAGCCGAGUGUGGGGGUGGCAGCCUGGCCCUGGGUGGGGCACUGGGCUGGUGCUGCAAGCCAGGAGCCCUCAGUCCCUCUUGCUCUCAGCUCCUCUUCCUCCUGGCUCUGAGGCUGCCCAGGGGCUGGGAUGGGCAGGGGACACGGCCCUGGCCAGCUGUGACAUCCUGCCCGGGCAGCCAGGUGCCUGAUACGGAUUGUGAAGAGCGUUUUGUAGGGAAAAAAUAUUUCAUGAAGGGAUUCUGGCAAGCUGCAGCUGAUCCUGGCCUGCCACGCUGGCAGCACGUGCUGUGGCUUUGGGACUGGCUUUGUGCCCCAGCAGCUGUGCCCGUGGCUGAAGCUGUCCCCAGCACAUCCCA